AACACGAGAUCGCUGAUGAGUGAGAGCAUCGUCCCCAUCUACACCAAAAGCGCCACAAACUCAUCACAUCAACCUUCACCUGACACACUUCCCAAGCUCACCCCCCCACCAAACCAAAGCUAUAAAAGCUCGUCAAUUCCCACCGUCAAACACCACCCCCCAUCGCAAACAAUCAACCAACCAACCAACAAACUUCAUCAACACUCCAAUCUUCGAAAAAAAUCACCUACAUCCAGCAAAAAUGCAAUACACAACCCUCCUCACCCUCCUCACCGGCACCACCGCCGUCCUCGCCGCCCCCGGCUCCCCCGUCCUCCCCCGCCAGGCAACCCCCACAAUCUACGCGCGCUUCUACCCCGACGGCGGCUGCCACGGCGACUGGGUCGAGGAUGUCGUGUUCCCCCAGAACACAAACGACUGCAUUGCAGUCAACGUUGCCGCGACAUACGGCAGCAUUGGGUUCUUGAACAACACUGCGACUCGCACGCUCAAGGUGUAUUCUGAGCCUGGGUGCGAUGAGAGUGGGCGACACUUUGAGUUGGCGCCGAAGGAGUUGAACUGUUUUGCUCAGCAGGUCAAGUCUGCCAAGUUUUUGUAAGCUUGAGAGAUGAAAAUGUGUGAGAGCUUGAGAGAGAGUUGUGGGGGAGAUGAAGGGGGGUAUAUGAGAUGGUGUUGGUAGAGAAGGUGUGGAGGGAUAUAGUGAAGGCAGAUGCUGCUGGAGCUUCACGUUCUUUUGAUCUCUGCCAGAGUGCCGGGCUCUGGUUGGAGAUAGUUGUCUCUCCUUAGCAUUAGAAAUUCGCCUCAUGGCAAGGAAUGCGAUUGAUAUAUGUCUAAUCAUUUUGACGUUCUUAUGGCGGU
Molecule: messenger RNA, 858 nt
Organism: Periconia digitata
Lineage: Eukaryota; Fungi; Ascomycota; Dothideomycetes; Pleosporales; Periconiaceae
Source: the annotation of a GenBank genome assembly